CGCCCCACCCCGCCCCGGGCACCUCCCACCGCCGCAGGCCGCGCGCGCCACUCCCGGGACCGUCCCUGCGCGGCGCCGGGCGCAGCAUGGCGCGCUGGGCCGUCCUCGCCCUGCUGCUCGGCCUGCUCGGCUCGCUGGUGCCCGCCCAGGAUGAAGAUUUUAAUUUAUUGGAUGCCUUGCCUGAUAAUGCCCCGAAAUCCACUCCAGUCCCCAAAAAACCUUCUGCCGAUGGUGGCGGCUUUGAUUUAGAAGAUGCCCUUUCUGACACAGGCCAAGAUGACCCAGGACGGCCUAACCUCCCCAAGCCGAAACCGAACCCAAACCCCAAACAGCCUGGAUCUUCCGAUGGCUUUUCGGAUUCCGAUCUCGUUGACGGGACCUCAGAUGGAGGUGGUGGGGGUAGCGGCGGCCGACACAGCAAUGACCAGGAUGGGCAGGCCGACGCCCCUGGGGUGGUCCCCGGCAUCAUUGGGGCUGUGGUGGUCGCCGUAGCUGGAGCCAUUUCUAGCUUUAUUGCCUACCAGAAAAAGAAGCUGUGCUUCAAAGAAAAUGAUGAGCCGAAGGUCUAGGGACAAGCAGAAAGCCCCGUGCAGGCCUCAAGAUCGAGCUGUCCGGUCAGCGUCUGCCCACGGAGACCCAAACUUUUUAUAAAGCAAACUGUGGCAUUUGUCUCCGCUCGAACUAAAUGGCACAGGGAUGCAAUUCUCCCGGGCGGCAGUCCAUCCCUUGAAUUCUCUCGGUUUCCUCCCUUCUUCAUGCACAGAAGUUUAUUAGAUAACCGUACAGGUGGCCUCAGAAAAUGAAGAGAAACGCAGAUAUUUUUCUUUGAAACAUUAGCCCAACAGCAUGGGAGAGAGCAGCUUCCUUAACUGACUGAAGUUCUUCAUGAUUGACGGGUGACUCAGGGAUCGGGCAAGGGGGUGGGGGCGGCCACCACCACCCCUGCCGCCUCCUGGGGCAAACCCCACCGCCUUUGGGUCAUAGGGUUGAUCCUUUAAGCCACCGGUGGAGGUGGGGACCCUGUCACGCCACAGCCCCUGGACUUCUUUGUUGUGUUUUUACUCCGUUUCUCCUGAGGCAAUUCCUAAGGUCGCUGGUCAGGUUUUCCCAAGAAGGGAACUUUCAGUUCCCGGGGGGAGAAGAAAAAAAUCCAUAUUUUUAGGAAUAAAUAAAAAUCUCACGAUUUAAAACAUUUUAAGGUCAGUGGAGAAGGGGUAGUAGGUAUUCGGCUUUUGUUGACACCUGAGAAUUUUUAUGUGCCUGAGUGUCCCUUAAACUGGAUGUUUAUUCCCCUUCCACAUGUGACUGUCACCUUUUCGGGCAUAAAAAUUACUUUUCUCCUUUUGACGAAGUGCUGGCAUUGACUGUAAUGUCCCUCCUGGGCUGGGAUGGGUGGUAGAGAUUUCUGAACCGAGUGGCAGGUUUAGGGGCUAGUGUGACUGGUCCAUUGGGAGGAGGGUUGGGUGCCCCACAAUGAGAAAGUCCUUUUCUGGGGACAGGGGGAGUCCCAGCACCAUCCAGGGGUCCCCUGGAGCUUGACAGAGGUCACCUGGAUGACCUUCUGGCUGUUUAGACGAUAUGUGCACAGGUGUCUGCAUACUGAUAAAGGAGGCCUGUGCCCCAGUCAGCCCCAUCAAAUCCUUCUGUGCCCACUAAAAAUAAUGUCACUGUGGCCCCCAAAAUCAGGCACUGCUAGACAGUCCCCUGGUCCCCCCCGGGGCCAGUUUUGCCACCAAGGUCAUGGCAUCUAUAUCCAUAAAGAGACCCUCUAAAUGCUGCUCUAAUAACUGCUAAUGGUCCCUACCCUGAAAGGAACCCGUGGGAAUUACUUUAACAGCCUGAGACCCGGCGUGUUUGGCCUCUUCAAUUGCAAGGUUGACUUGGGAGGAUCCAUGGAGCAUCUUAGGGAAUCUGUUCUCCGGCUUCUGCCCCCUGCACGUAUCUGUUCAGAGGAUGUAGAACUUAAGAUGCCUUCUAUUGGUCCGAGAUAAUUUUGGCCCCAGAGGAUCUUACCUUCCUGCCCCUUCAUUCCACAUGGUCUUUUUUGAUUUUUUUUUCCCACGGAGCCAGAUUUGACAGGCUGUUUCAUGGCCCCAUUAGAAUAUUUUUGUCCUUAGCCACCUGCAUUUUUUUUCUUGGUUGGUUCAGAUGAUUUGCCCUGUGAAAUCACUGCAGAUUUAGAAUUUCUUGCCCCGACGGUUUUCUCUAACAUGUACCCGAGCUUUUCACGCACCCCACAUCCUGCUGAUGCAAAGACCAGUGUUUGCAGCCACUGCUGUGUAAUGCUUCUCGCGGGCUCUUCCCUGUGGGCAUUGUUCUUUACUUAUUAAAUGUAGGUUUUGAGUCUCCCAGGGGUCUCCUUACAGACGACGGCAUUCAUUCUGUGCCCCGCCCUGCUCCGUUUUUUUCUGGGACCUGGGUGCAAAUUAUGUUGUGCGCUGUUCAUGAAAGUGUUGCAAGAUGGUGCAUUUUCACAAAGAUUAAAGCUUUGCGGGUGGAAAACAAAUGCUGGUGAGUGGGGAGAGCUCGUGCGGGUCCCUUUCACGCGGAAAACGCUUACAUUGUCUUAGCAACAGUGCUGUUGAGAAAUAAAUGUAUUUUGUGUGUGA
Manis javanica (Malayan pangolin) is the source of this 2609-nucleotide messenger RNA. RefSeq names its product CD99 molecule (Xg blood group) (gene CD99). The record is from RefSeq and is a predicted model, not a curated record. Gene Ontology annotation, cellular component: plasma membrane. Lineage: Eukaryota; Metazoa; Chordata; Mammalia; Pholidota; Manidae. Gene Ontology annotation, biological process: homotypic cell-cell adhesion; T cell extravasation; positive regulation of neutrophil extravasation.